AAGGUGCACCCUGUGAGCGCGCGGACACUGUGAUCCGUGGGUUCUGUUGUCCGGCCGCAGAAACGACGAUGGCCCAGCGUUGGAGCGGGUUUGGGAAUAGCGGCAGGGAUCAAGAAGUGGCGAGGGCCAGAAACAGGCGGUGGGAAGAGUUUUGGGGGGCAGAGGAGAAUGACUGGGCUGAAGAGGAAGAUGAGGACGAGGAGGAGGAGGAGGAGGAGGUGAGGGAGUUCGAAGACGAAGAACAGGAGGAGAGAGAGGAAGACGACGAGGACGUGGAGUGGGAGAACGUGAUGGAGGGAAAUUGGGUGAUUGAGGAGGAAGAGGAGGAUUGGGAGGAGGAGGAGGAGGAAGAGCAGGUGAAUGUGGAGGAGAAGGCAGAGGGGAAGGAAGACGAGGAGGACGCCGAGGAGGAGGACUGCCACCUCUCUCUGGAGGCUCUUCGGGUACUGGACAAGCUGAAGGCUAUGAACUGCCCCUUCCUCAAUGGUCUCUAUAAAAGUAAACUGAAGACGGCCAAACAGUUCCUGUGCACCCCGUCAAUUUACCGUUUGGAUAUUCUGGCAUGGUUAAUUACAAGAUUGUAUCCCCCAUUUCGUGAAUCAUUUGAUACUUGGCAAGAUUCUAACCCUGAAGAGAAAAUCAUAGAGUUGACUAGACUUGGCCAUGAACUGAUGCUGUGUGGGCCAAAUGAUCAGGAUCUCAUUAAGGGCUGUGCCUCGGAGAAACAGCAGCUUGGUUUCAUGAAUGAAUUAAUCAAUCUGAUAGAAGUUCUGAGUUCUGAAAUCAAUGACAGUCUUACCAGCAGUGAGAACCUGAACAUCCGUGAGUUGAUGGAGAAAAAGAAGAUUAUGCCAACGAAGUUUUUCAAUCCAGAUCUGUCCCAGGAGACCACAGACCCCAAGCCAAACCCUUCAUCUGCAGCGGCUGCUAUGCCUGGUUGUGAGAAAAAUGGAAACCUUUGUGAAAAGCCACUGAAGGCAAAGAUGAAGGUGGAAGAGCUGUCGGAAAAACUGACCAAGCUCACUGAAAUACUGCAGGCGCAUGAGGAAGAGGUCCGUAAUCGCCAGAGCAGUGCCAACAAACCGUUUUUGCUGAGUCCUACUGGACGCCCUGUUCGGAACAAGAAAACUGUCAAUGAAGCCAAGAGUGUAAAGGCAGAGAGGAAGAAAGCCUAUUUGGGUGGAGCCAACUCUCCAAUGACCGUGGGUAUGCAGUCUCUGCCCCCCAAACCAGUGACAAACCCAACUACACCGACUGGCAUACCCAGUGUGGAAAGUGAACUGGGGGACUCUCCAUAAUGGGCCAUAACUCAAUAAUCCCUCUGGCCUACCAUACAUUUCUUAACAGAAGCAAUAAUAAUUAAUAAUAAUAACAAUAGCUGUCAUUUAUAUAGCACUUUAAGGUUUGCCAAGCACUUUGCCAAUUUUAUUUCACUUGAUUUUCUUACCAACCUUGCAAGGGUCAAAUAGCUAGUUCCUGGGAGAGUCUCAUAUCAGUUAAACCAAAAAAAGGCUCAGGUGAUCACGUCUCAAAAUGAAUAGUUGGUCUUCUAGACUAUAGGUUCCAUGAAAGCAGAACUCACACUCUAUCUAGGCAUUCCUUUCCCAUAGAACCUAGCUAGCACUCUGUAGAGAUUCUUAUUUUUAUAAAUUUGGCUCAGUUCCUUAUAUAUUUUUGAAAUGAUGUCUUUAUCAGAGAAACUUACUGUGAAAAAUUUUUCCCCCAGUUUCUUACUUUCCUUCUAACUAUGGUUUUAUUUUGCAAAAACCUUUUUUAACUUCAAUCCAAAUGAUCAGUUUUACCUCCAGUGACGUUCUCUUUUAUUUGGACAUAAACUCUUCCCUUAUCCAUAGAUUUAACAGGUAAAUUCUUCCAUGCACCCCUAAUUUGCUUAUGAUGCACCCUCUCUGUCUAAGUCAUUGAUCAUUCUGACUUUCAUCAUGGCAUCAUGCUGCGAUGGUUUGUCCCAGUAGUUUUUGUCAAAUAGUGACUUCUUGCACCAAUACCUUGGAUCUUUAGGUUUAUCAAAUAUUAGGUUGCAAUGGUCAUUUACUAUUGAGUAUUGUUUACCUAAUCUGUUCCAUUUCUUAUCUAGAACCAAGUUGUUUUGAUGAUUAUGGCUUUUUAAUAAAGUUUGAAAUCUGAUACUU
Messenger RNA from Trichosurus vulpecula (common brushtail), 2150 nucleotides. Its product is annotated as HAUS augmin-like complex subunit 7. Lineage: Eukaryota; Metazoa; Chordata; Mammalia; Diprotodontia; Phalangeridae. Gene Ontology annotation, cellular component: HAUS complex. The transcript has 9 exons. Gene Ontology annotation, molecular function: microtubule minus-end binding. Gene Ontology annotation, biological process: centrosome cycle; spindle assembly. The record is from RefSeq and is a predicted model, not a curated record. Bases 69 to 1298 code for a protein of 409 amino acids.